Scomber scombrus (Atlantic mackerel) is the source of this 7299-nucleotide messenger RNA. It is a transcript of the gene marchf2, whose product is annotated as membrane-associated ring finger (C3HC4) 2. The record is from RefSeq and is a predicted model, not a curated record. Bases 2812 to 3567 code for a protein of 251 amino acids. Gene Ontology annotation, molecular function: ubiquitin-protein transferase activity; zinc ion binding. Gene Ontology annotation, biological process: protein ubiquitination. NCBI's taxonomy places the organism in Eukaryota, Metazoa, Chordata, Actinopteri, Scombriformes, Scombridae. The transcript has 5 exons.
CUAGCAGCGAGCUGAGUGGCAUAGCUUCAGCUCCUGAUGCUGUUUAUUCACACCUUUUAGCCAAAAUGAAACGAGACGGAAAUACGAGGCUGUCUGGGUAGUAAUGCUCGCCACAGGAGGAGGACUCCACUGAGAGGAAGAGGAGUAAAAAAGAAAAGGAAGAAAGAAAAGGACGGGGUAAGCUUUUUUGUGGUUGCUAGCAGCUGACUGCAGCUUCUGACAGCUGUGGCGACUCGAGCUGACCACGUUUAUUUACUGGACAAUGAACAUGAACAGAAAAUAGCUAUCGGUAACAAAAUGACAGUCAAAUCAAUCUCAUACAAUAGUCGGCGUCCAUGUGUUAAAUAUGUCUCUAUAAAACAGCCGCACACAGCUAGUUCAUGCCUCCGCUCAGCUGAAGGCUUUAUUUUGACAUCUCUCUGCCAGACAAUAGUCUGCAUCAAAGGCUACAACAGCUGGAUGCAGCGGUGCUGGUAGCUGCGUCCUCGUUUGACGUCUGAACGGUGACAGAAGUUAAUACAGCUGCACAUGUUAACUGUUUUUUAAAAUGUAACUUACACCAGUUUGGCCUAAAAUUACUAAAAUAUUUCUGUCUCAGCUGAUGUCAAAAUGUAUCAGCCUGUUUCAUUCAUGUGUUUUUAUACAAUAACUGAGCUGUCUUCAUUUUGGGGCUCCCCUUUUGUUUAUCUGGGUCAGGGACUGUGAUUCUUAAUCCUUAUUGUGUUUAUGUAUUUAUAUACUACUACUACGACUACUACUACUACUACUAAUAAUAAUAAUAAUAAUAAUACACCAUACUCAUCAGAUUUUUAACAAUGUCUCGUAUCCCAUGGGUCUAUACUGUCCUUUAUUAAAAUAUUGCUGUGUUGUACUGAUAUUUAACACAUGAAUACCAACUGUCUAAUAGCCUAUGUCAACUAUAAUACACCAAAUGAAGGACAUGACAUAAUGUCAGACUACUAGUUUUGGUUUUCAUUGUGAUCUUAAUGAGGCAAUCAAAUCUCUACAGUGUAGUUUGGUGAAAAAAAAAGUUUACCCAUUCAUCUUACCCGAGAUCUGUUUCAUAAAGUUCAAGUUCAGGCCCUGACGCUUCAUCAAACAUUUGCAAUUCUGGACAAUCGGUCUCAUAAAGCCAUGUAUCAUCUUGCUCUGUUAAAUCUGUUUUAAACAAACCAGGUGUGAGCACGUUUGUAACAUCUGCAGCAUAAGAACAGAUGUUACUUAAUAUACCAGACAAGGUGUAACCAUUUAAUGUAUGGACAUGAGAUUAUUGUAGUGACAAAAAGUAAUAUUCAGCAAGGUAAAACUCACAGAAAAUAAAAUGUAGAUAUAAUAAGUCGAAAAUGUCAACAAUAUUAUACUUAUGAAUGGAUAUUACCAUAUACAGUCCUACUUUUUUAAACAUCCUCAGUUGUCCGAUAGUCAAAUAUUUCCCUUCUGUACAAUAUGGUGUCAGCAAAGAUAGAAUAUUAUAUCCUUUACAAAUACAGUAAAAUUAUUGCAGGUUUUUUUGUGUGUGGAUGAAUUAGAUCAUCAGCUGUUAUUGUUUUGACCAGCAGCUUAAUCACAAUAAUGUUUUAAAAUGAUUGUAAGAAACUCUUAUAUUAAUUGUUUAUAAGGAGAUGGAGAAAGGAAACAAAAUCUCAUAUUAACAGCAGAGUGUCUGCACCAUCUGCCUCUUGUUUAAAAACAACACAGCGUCAUCACUGUCGAGCAUGUAGGAUUAUCCAAGUUGGGGUGUUAUGCUGUGGUGUAACAGUGACGUGUACAAAGCUACAGUUGCAGAGUGAGGCCUCGUGGGAACGACGACGAACCAGUAUUUAACCGUGACCAAAACUCUGGUCAAAAAUAGGUUCAAUAUGUGUCCGACAAACUGUGUCAUCAAUUCCUUAAAAGUAAAAAAGCUACUUCAGUACUUUCACACAUAUUAGACACAUGUUUUGGUAUUUCCUGUGCGUCAUGUAACCUCUCUUUCUGAAAACAUGAAUGAAAACAUUUAAUCAUGAAAUACCCGUUUGUAAUUGAUCUGAACUGUACAGAACAACGCACAUUUCCAGACAGCAAGACAAAUGCAAUAAAGGCUGUAGCAAAUUCAGCUGUCUGUCGCUUUAUCUGUAUUGAGGGGUUAUCUGAGGGGAGACAGCUGUUUAUCAGUCUGCUGCACGUCACACUCACUGCCCCUGACCAUCACACUUGCCUUUUAUAAUGGAUUAGCAGUUGCUUCAGGCAAAUUGGCCCACCUCCAAACUGACAGCUGUCUCGUAAAUGACAAAAUGUCUUUGUAGAUAACCUAAAGUUAUUCUCACGUGGUCGGAAACUAAUGAGACAUGAAGCAGACUCUUAAAUGAGGACUGUUGUAACAUGAAACUUACUGUACCUAGAUAAUAUUGGCAAAUGCAUAUAGAAUAGUACUGUUAUAUGCUAUAUAUUAUACUGUUAUACUGUCAUAUGCUAUAUAUUAUACUGUAAUACUGUUUUAUGCUAUAUAUUAUACUGUUAUAUGUAUGUAUAUAAUAUUUGUUAGCUUUAAACCUUAUUAACCAAAGUUUUUCUGAGUUGAUUCUGAGGCAGCACCUAAAUAUCAUCUUCCUCAGUGUCUAAACUUUACCAUUCUAUUGUGUUAAAAUAUAAUAUUUAUUUACCAUUACAUUAUAAUGCCUUAUUAUUUAUUUGAAAAAGCUAUUAAGCCUGAUUUUUCUCCUGUUUUCGUGUGGGCGAGCAGGAUUGGUGCUUUCUGCUCUUUGAAGCAUCCAUUGCUGCUAACCCUUUAAAUCCUCGACUCUACAACCAGCAUCUGGACACCCCGUAACUAUGACAACGGGGGGGUGUUGCCACCUGCCCGGCUCUCUGUGUGACUGUGCCAGCAGCACAGGAGUCGGAAAAAGCGUUGAGGAAGCGGGUGGGGAUGGGUGCCAGGCGCUCUACGUCACCCAGGUCACAGCCAUAGAUGGACGGUUGCUGUCGUCCGUGCUCAAACCCGUCUGUACACAAAGUGAUGGCCCCAUCUGCCGUAUUUGCCAUGAAGGUGGUAACAGCGAGGGUCUCCUGUCCCCAUGCGACUGCACCGGCACCCUCGGCACAGUGCACAAGAGCUGCUUAGAGAAGUGGUUGUCGUCUUCCAACACCAGCUACUGCGAGCUCUGCCACACUGAGUUCAGCAUCGAGCGCCGACCGAGGCCUCUCACAGAGGUAACAAAGUGGCUGCGGGACCCUGGUCCUCGUAAUGAGAAGAGGACGCUGUUCUGUGACAUGGUGUGCUUCCUGUUUAUCACCCCCCUGGCAGCCAUUUCAGGCUGGCUCUGCUUGAGCGGCGCUCAGGACCAUCUUCAGCUGGGGAGCUGGCUGCAGGCCGUGGGUCUCAUAGCCCUCACCAUCGCCCUCUUUACCAUCUACGUCCUCUGGACCCUGGUUUCUUUCCGCUAUCACUGUCAGUUGUACUCCGAGUGGAGAAGAACAAAUCAGAAAGUACGUCUUCUCAUUCCUGAAGCAAAGGAGUCUAAUUCUUCCCAGCAUUCCUUGCUCUCUACCAAACUGAUGAAGAAGUCUGCCAAUGAGAGUAUAGUAUGAGAUCACGUGAAGAUGAACCACGAUAACGGUGCCAUUUACUUGUUGGGGAUGAUACUCUGUGCAUUAUGCCUGCUGAAUGGACUUUCAACAAGCACUUGUAGGCAUUUUCUGUCAUGUUUUUCCCCUUUUUUUUUCUUCGACUUAUCAGUACAUUUUUCACACAACAUUUUUAAAAAGCGCUCCUCCUGUGGGUGCAGAAAUACGCACAUUUAAAUGGAGUCCAUCAGUCCUCAUGCUGAGUUUUCAACAAGCUAACGUGAAAGGCACUGAAGAAUGGAAGAGCAUAUGAAGAUGUGCAGAAGAUAUACGUGAACAGUCUCAUCGUGUUGGAUGUGACGAUAACGUAUACUAGCAGUGAUAGAAGAAUAAGGGAUGAACAAAUUAACCUGUUAAGUGGACUUAAAAUGUAAUGAUUGUUCUGCUUUUUUUGGAUCAGGGGUCCACAGAAGACUGCAGAGUACAGCAGGUUCAUUGAUUGUUCUACUGCAGUGAUGAAGUGUGUAAACUGCUCGAUACAUGUCAUAUCAGGGCACUUAACUACUUAGGCCUUGCAUUCUCUGCACAACAUUGCCCACUGAGGAGCUGAUUCCAUAUUAAUCUGUGAGAGAAAAAUGAGAAGCUUACCUUCAAUUAAUUAACAUUUCACUAUACAGGUGGCAGUUUGCUGUCUGGGAUGACACUAUUGGACCAUGAAGCUCUUAGCCUGUUGGACUUUUUUUCCUGCACUUAUUUCCACAUCUCAUCCGAGAACGGGUGGCAGCACAACAUUAGAGAUUGUGCAAUAAAGCACUGUGGGCAUCGAGGUCUUUAUCACCUCUACCGACAUGCACAGUUUUGCAUGCAAGUGCUGUUAAUAUUUCUUUGGUAAAACUUUUUUUUAAUUGUAAAACCAUUUUUUAAACCACUAAAGAAUGAACAGAUUUACUAUUGACUAUUCCUACUGAGGUAGGGGUUUAACAGUGUUGUCAUGGAGGUUCUUGUAUUAUCAGCACUUAAGAAGUGGGUCUUUAUAUUUAUAAUGAUCGAUAAGAAAGCUCCAUCAAAAUGGCUUUUCGAGGUACAUUUUCACAAGCAUUGUUUGGUGGCUGAUGCAGUGUGAUAAAGAAUCAUUCUGAUGGCCCAUUGAAGUAAUUGAUUUAACAAUUCUCUCCCUCUUCUCUGUACUGUGUUUGUGUAUGUGUUUAUGAUCACAUAAGGAAUCAGGGACUCAGAAACUUAGUAGUCAAGUGUAGUUUCUCUGUUGUGAUGGGGGAAAAAAUCUUGUCAUAGGUGAUUUUCUGUGUUGGUGUUUCUGCCAGACAGGAACUACCAACAAUGACUUUUAAUAGUGGAUCCAUUAUGCAAAGGUGAAAGAUCUACCAAGGCCAAAUCUGACUAAAAGUUUUAGUCUUUUUCUUUCAAGGAAGCCACAAGAUGCGCAAAUGCUUUUCUGAGCUCAUUUGAUGAAUGUUGUCUUUUUUGAUGUUACUGAGCAGUAUGGCCCAGUAAGGACUGGCUGUGUUACUUGUUUAGGGGGAGAUUUCACUUGUACAUACAGUAAGUAGGUUGGUGCAGUUUAUAAUCAGUUCACUUAUGGUGGCUCUGAAUACAUCUGAGCAGAUGUUCUCUGCUUUCCAAACCAAACACAGCCUGGUUUCUAGAUUUCCAGGACACAACAUGAUCCAAUUUUUUAUUCUCUUUUAAAAUGUCUUUAUUCCACUUAAUUUGGGUUACAGGGAGAUGGUUAAUUGGCACUUUCACACGUUGAAGCCUGAAGAUGAAACUGAACUGAAUAGCUGAACUUAAUUGUUUAAACCAGUGUAAUCCAGUCUAUGGGCCUGAUGAUGACACAGUGGGUGUAACAAUAUGUUGUAACUUGAGGUCAUCUACAUGUUAACCCUAACACUCACUAUUCUUUCAAAAAAGAUUUCAUUGAUAGUUGCGAAAUUAAAAAUACCUUGGCUGUACUUCACAGGGAGUAUUGAAAGCAAUCAGGCAAAUUUCAAACUUGCUUGAAGCUUGGUCGUAAUGAAGUUUAUUAUUACUAAACUAAAUUUUAAUUCCAAGAUAGCAAUUGUUUUAUUUCUUCAGUGGAGGGACACUUUGUCUCAGUCUUAUUUAAAGAUGAUCAUAUUUUAAUUGCUACUUUGAUCAUGAUUUGUUCUUAAGUGCACAUACAGCACAUCACCCACAGUGUACAGAGGCCAAAAUGUGUUAUUAAUGCCUUUUUAUUUAAAAUACACACACACACACACACACACACAUAUAUACAUUUUUUUUUAACUUUAUAAGAAUCAGACUUGAAAAAUAUUAUUAUUGAAUCACUUAUUUAAACUAGUGUGUGUUCUUACUGAGGAGUUAUAUGGAAAGAUUAUAAGCAGACAAAUUUCAGAGCAGAUGUUGUUUAUUUGUGGUCAGUAAGCUUCAAUAUGGAUGAUUUUACCCUCCUACACAGUGUUGAUUGUUAUUCUACUGAAACUUAAAUUUAGAAAGAUUCUGUAUUAGUAUUAAUAUGCAAACUGUCAAAAUAAUUGUCAACUCUUUUGGCGUGGUUACCUGACGCUGUUGUGAAACUGUCAGUCAUAGCAACAGACUGACGGUGGGAAAUUGAUAUUAGUCAUGUGGUUGCAAAUGUUAAGCAACCUUAUUUUUUCAGUUUGACAGCUGACAGCUGUGGUAUUUACAGUGACCAGCAGCUGGAAAAGUUGUUUUCUUACCCUGUCUUCUUGUCUAGGCUAACACUUUUUAGCUUCUGGUGUCCCACAUACUGCCUCAGAUAAUCGUUUGUUUGUGUUUUUAACUGAUCUCAGAACAAAGGAUUAUAGUAUAUCCUGCAAUACUGCGAUGCACCCGGGGGGGCUCGUCUGCCUUAUAAGCUUAUGAGUCAUUUGAUCAUCCAUUUGUUUACUGUUUGUCAUGAACGAGGCUUUAACCCCAGUAAAGUCAUGUAAAAUGUAAAGGUUUGUGCAGCCAUGAGCAGUAUGAGAGUAUGUACAACGUAUGCAACACAGGUCCUUCUUUGGCUACCUGCCUCUUCAUGUCAUUGUUAUCAAAGCUAUUUGAAUCUCCAAAGAGUUUUAAGGUGUCAUUACACAUAAUGUAAUAUAUAAAAAGCUUCCUAAAUUCAAAUUUAGAAAGGGAUUUUAAAUCAUUUUCUGUGUUUGUGACUGAAAGGAACUUAACAUGUAGAUGUUAAUGUGCUUCUGUUGUGUUAUGUUAAAUAACAUCUUUGUAAUCUUUGAAUUUUACUUGUCUUUUUUUUGGGUGGGUAUGUUAAUGUGUGUCAUUUGUGGUUCAUGUUGCAAUUCUUUAGUAUUCACAUUUUGAAAUACUACAGUGUUUAUGGUGUGAUGUGGAGAGAAAAAAGAGAGAUGUCUUCACCAAAACACUGGUACCUUCAAUCAGCCAAGAAUAGUUUGCAAUGCAAAUAAAACAUGAGGAUAAAUGAAGAAGAAAUGUUAAAAUGGGUCAUUUGUUGCUUUGUUUAUGUGCAUGUGUCAGUCACCAUCACUAUUUGUGUCUGACUGUUUGCUCUGUGCUUGUUUAUUUUCUUGAGAAGGUGUGUACUCAUGUUCUAUGAUAUGGCUGUUUACAGAUCAUCCUCUUAGUCCAGUGAGGAUGAGAUGUCAUUACUGUAAGUCUGUUUGUGACGACAGCUAUAUGUGUCCAUUAAUCCUGAUGAAAAACAACUGCUGAUGUAGAGAGUGGACAAGGAGACACAUCUGGAAUAAAACCUUGUCAAGUUUUGCUAUA